This is a messenger RNA of Plenodomus lingam JN3, 2904 nucleotides long. RefSeq lists its product as uncharacterized. The record is from RefSeq and is a predicted model, not a curated record. Gene Ontology annotation, molecular function: oxidoreductase activity. NCBI's taxonomy places the organism in Eukaryota, Fungi, Ascomycota, Dothideomycetes, Pleosporales, Leptosphaeriaceae.
AUGACGUGGCCCAAUCUUUUCCGCAGACGCACCAAGAAUACUACGACUUGCUGGGGCUACGAGUUCGAAUGGACGGACGGACAUAUCACUCCUGAACAGUCCGAGCCUUUGAAGCAUUCCUAUGACGUAUUGGGAGAAGAGUGUCUAGACCGACUGAAUGUCAUCUCUCCACCAGCACCAGGAACACUACCACGAAAUAAUAAUGAAAGAAUAACAGUACCAUUGAUACAUGAAACAGAAGACCAGAAGAAAGAACCACUAACGCUACUCAAGCGGGAUCUUUACGCUCUCCUUGAAGAGCAUCACGCAAUCGAUGCGAAGCUUGAUGAGUUGUGGCAACAGAUACAGACAGUCCCAGAGUGGGUAGAUUGGGAACAAAUCGAAAGAGGACAGAACGUAUUCUAUCGAUAUGGGGGUCCAGCUUUUGUUGGACUCACCUACCAAUCACUACUGGGUGGUAUGGGAGCUGCACGAGUGGUUGAAACACUGGCCCGAACCGGAGGAUUCAGCACAAAGGUAGCAAGAGGACGACUUUUUGAAACCACGCAGCACAUUCUCCAAUGUACACGAUCUCUAGAGGGAAUUAAACCAGGUGGAGAAGGACAUGCGUCGUCAGUGCGCGUCCGUUUUCUACAUGCCGCAGUCCGUCAACGGAUCAUGAAAUUAGCAAAGUCACGGCCAGAGUACUUCAAAGUUGCAGAUUGGGGCGUUCCCAUCAAUGACCUGGACUCCAUUGGUACAAUUAGCACGUUUUCUGCGACCUUGAUCUGGCUGAGCUUCCCACGUCAGGGCAUUUACCUACACCAGCAAGAAAUUGAGGACUACCUCGCAUUGUGGCGUUACAUUGCAUAUAUCAUGGGUACACCAGACGACUGGUUUUCCUCGCCAAAUAAGGCAAAGGCUAUCAUGGAGUCACUGCUGUAUUAUGAAGUCAAGCCUUCAGACAUGUCCAAGACUAUGGCCAACAACAUCAUCUACGCGCUGAAAGAGGAACCACCAACUUUCGUUUCAGCAGAUAUGCUGACUGCCAGUGCGCGUUGGCUCAAUGGCAACGAACUGUGCGACCAGUUGGGUCUUAAGCAGGUAUCUUUAUACUACUGGUCACUCAUGGCUGGCCAAUGCCUCUUCUUCAUGGUGUACUGCUAUACCUAUCGGCUCUUCCCAAAUUGGGAUAAGCAGCGGAUCGAUCGUGCUAAGGAGAUCUUUUGGCACGUCAUCGUCAAGGCCAAGUGGGGUCUUGCGGGCGCGGAGACAAACUUCGAUUUCAAGUAUGUACCGCAGUACGACACGUUGACUAACUUGGGCGACAUCGGUGAGAGGAAGCUGAAGACCUCCAGCAUCGAGAUGAGGAAUUUGAAGAUGUUUGGUGCAGAUCACAUAUUGAACAAUCUCCCUUCACCUCUUGAUUCACCGUCACCAUCAGUGGAACCUGAUGAGCCUCUGCUGUUGCCCUACCAGUAUCGCACUAAUGGUCCGUGCUGUGUGUAUGCUACCUAUAAGCCCUCCAAACGCUGCUUCCACUUCCAAAACAACCCAAAUCUGCAGGUUUUUCAGUCAGAUUCUCCCACAAUGCGCGACCGCACUUUUCCCCAGAACACAGAUCAAGAUGGCGCCCGCGACUUUUCAGAGUUUUGGAAUCAUUCCAAACACAGCGCCUCUGAAUCAACACUGCAGUCAACGAUGGCCUCACCCAUUUGCACGACCAAUGACACCAACAACAUGCAUUCUCCCUCUCCUAGCCAAACAGAUGAGCCGAAGGGAACAUGUUUCUUCUGGUACCACGGCCAAUGUAGCAACGUUGACAGGUGUCAAUUUGAACACAACAUGGACAUUGCAUUGCCCAUCGUAGCGCCACCCGGCUUCACACACUUCGUGCCGUGUCAACUGCAAUUCUGUCCGUUGAGGAGUGAUUCUGUAUUACUCCAUGAUCAGGAUGGAAAACAUCGGAAGAAGCUAGGACCUGGAGAUAUGGCUGAGGAAACAGUUUCUAGCUCUGUUUCAGAUCGGGAAUACGCCAGCUCAAGCGAUAUGGAUAUAUCAUGUGAUGACAGUGAUGACCCCGCUGUGUCGCUCUGUUACUCUAGAACAAUAUCGAAGCGUCGCCACACUUCGCCUUCACCCGUGACACAACGAAAACGCGCACAUCGAGACUCACCAGUACUUUCUCCUACUACCAACACUAUCAGCACUGCCAAUGAGUCAUUGAGGAUAAGUCAGCUUGAAGAUCCCUCACACCAUCUUCCGCCCAAACCAGGACCAGGCGGCAUAACUGACUGGGCUCAACAUCCACCUGCUCUCGCACCCGAGCUGUCAAGGCUACAAUAUGCGUCAUUCGUACCUCACAAGCGCCAAAUCUGCUUCUCCUACUAUCACCAUGGUGUUUGUCAUCAUCGCCAGCGUUACCAGGGAAAGUGUAAACAUAUGCAUUCCCAUCCCCCACCCGGCGUGAAGGUUAACCUACCUCGCUAUGUGUGGGACCAUAGAGAACAUUGUUCCCUGCCGCUUUGUCCAUUCCACAUUGCGCUUGAAAAGCGGUUUCAAAAGGAUCGUCAAAAACUACCGAACGGUAUGGGAUCAACGAUCAAGGCUGAGUUACAGGGGGAACACGGUUCGGAUACGUCUUUGCAUCCAGAUCACGGCAACCCUGAUGGUAGCGAUACGCGUGUGAAGGAGAACAUGAGAUCAAACCACCAGGUCAAAAAAAUGGAUGACGAAUCUGUGAUCAAAGAAGAGCAAUCAGCGGAUAAUGACGUGAGGACGAAGUCGGACAGUUAUGAGAUGGACAUGAAGACAACUUUGGUAUACCGUGGAAAGCACUACAAAGCCCUUCACGACGCCGAUCUUCCCGCACAGACUUCACAUCUGUUAGCAAUGUCGCAGAAGCGGCAAGACAGCCAGCUCUAG